AUGGGUGCAGGUACUGUGUUGAUUAAUGAGUUGCCAAAAGCGGACAUUCGACGUUGUUGUUUGGAUCACCGGCUCACUUCGUCUGCCCAUUCACAGCUCACCUCAAGCACCGAAAGUCUAUCUGAACAGAUCGAUCCGACGGGGCGAGUUCAAGCUGGCGUGUUCCGGCCGGACACGGAGAUUUCGUUUGCUGAUAGUUUACCGGAUCAGUGGAACAGUAGAUCCACUCAAACUUCGGAACAUCUAGACGAACGGGGUUCAAGCCGUCACUCGCCGUCACCAACACCAAAACCACUAUCACGCGACCAACAACACAAACAAAAUCUGCAGAACAAAGCAAGACCGGAAACGACUGAGGAGCAGCAGCAGCAGAAACAAUCUGAUCAGCAGGACCAAAUCCACCAACACGAACACUAUCAUCAUCAACCACAACAAGGUUCGCCAACUUCUGCCGGUGGGAGUUCGUCUAGUGUGUACAGUACAGCUAGUUCCUCUCCACCGUGGUCAUCAACUUCAUUAGACGAGGACGACGAGCAGGACACGCGGCCGGACGACGCAGAAACAGCCAUGCCAGACACACCGUGUCCGGGUGCUCAUCCGGAACAAAGUGAACUUUUGGAACUUGGGGACAAAAAUCGAGGUGCCUGUCUAGUGACCGAAUUACGCGUAACAAUUCAACGUGACAAUACCGGUUACGGUCUUCGAGUUUGUGGGACAAAACCCGUCUCGGUACAUAGUGUACGCAAAGGUGGAACAGCGGAAAAGGCGGGGAUGCGACCAGGUGACCAAAUUAUUAAAGUGAACGGUGAAUUGGUCGAGUUUUUGAGUCAUGACGAAGUGGUGGCACAUAUUCGAGCAAAACCCACAGUAUGUUUCGUAUUACGAAGGCAAGAAUACGCUCAUUCGACGGAAUCAGGAACGCGUCUCCAGAGUCGUAUACUGACUGCGAACGAGGACCCCGUCUUGCGUAGUCGAUCACGUCGCUAUUUUCACAAACGUCGGUCCAAUCGGGACUCAGAUGGCAAGAGUAUGGAAAACACAAAUUCAGAUAGACGACGAAGUGGACGUUCGAAACCAGUAGUGAGCGCUUAUGAACCACUUCAAAGCUUGCAUCCAACCUCCAACCUUCUGACAAGAGACUCUGCAAGCGAUUCGGCCGGUCCUUAUACGGACGAAGAAUACUUGGCUGGUGACGAGGAGACAAUAGAUGUAAGUAUCCCUGGGCGGGAAAGGGUUCUAUAA
Molecule: messenger RNA, 1242 nt
Organism: Echinostoma caproni
Lineage: Eukaryota; Metazoa; Platyhelminthes; Trematoda; Plagiorchiida; Echinostomatidae
Source: the annotation of a GenBank genome assembly